Molecule: messenger RNA, 1220 nt
Organism: Notechis scutatus (mainland tiger snake)
Lineage: Eukaryota; Metazoa; Chordata; Lepidosauria; Squamata; Elapidae
Gene: NGB
Product: neuroglobin
Molecular function (GO): heme binding; oxygen binding
Source: RefSeq, a predicted model, not a curated record
CUUUACUCCCGAAACGGCGCUGCGCUGCGCUGCUCCCCUUGGCACUUCGCUCUCGGAGAAAAUGGAGCGCGACGGACUUUCCAGCGCGGAUCAGAAGCUGAUCCGGGAGAGCUGGCAGAAAGUGGGCGACAGCCCCCUGGAGCACGGCGUCGUCCUGUUCACCAGGCUUUUUGAUUUGGAUCCAGACCUCUUGCCCCUUUUCAAGUACAAUUGCAAGAAGUUCUCUACUCCUCAAGAGUGCCUCUCAUCACCUGAGUUCCUGGAACACAUUAGAAAGGUAAUGCUGGUAAUUGAUGCAGCUGUAACUCAUUUGGAGAAUUUGCACUGUCUGGAGGACUACCUCGCUAAUCUUGGCAGGAAACACCAAGCAGUUGGGGUAAAGGUUGAAUCCUUUGAGGCUGUAGGGGACUCCUUGCUCUAUAUGCUGGAGAAAUGCCAUGGUCCUGCCUUCAAGAUGAAUGCGCGUGAAGCCUGGAUAAAGCUCUAUAGCACUGUGGUCAAAGCCAUGAGCUGUGGCUGGAAUGUUUCCAGAAAGGUGGAAUAAUCUCUGAUCAAGAUGCUUGGAGCGCUUUGCUAUUCUGUGUCAGAAACAGCUAUGAUGAAAGAGCAUGCUCACUUUUCCAGCUUGAUGUAUUUCAGAGUAAUCUCAACAGCUUUCUUUCUGUCUGUUGCUUACUUUUGCAUUCCCUGUCUCAGUGUGCUCUAGAAUUCAGCGUAGCAGGUCCAUGUGUAGAGUGGUGUGUAAAACAUUUCAGUCCAAACUGUUUUAAGUACCAAAUUCUCCUCACCACAAAUGUGAAAUAGGCUGUUUGGAGUAAUUUGGAACUGAUUUGAGCUCUAAACAGUUCUUUUGAUAUUUUCAGAAUUCUCAAAACAACCAGAUUUGUAUUAAAAAAAGAACAGAUUAACAUUCAAAUUGGGAAGUUUUGUGAAGAUGAAAUGAUUCAAAAUGAAAUUUUGCAUACCUCUAGUGUGUUUGCAGGUGACAAAAGUGAAGAAACCCGAAGUUGCAAUUAUAUGUUGACUGCAGUGGCUUUCUUGCCGUUAAGCUCUUUUUUUAAUUAAUCAUUUUUAAACAAGAGAAUGGACAAAUAGAAAAAAAAGUAUAUAAUGUUAGAGUAACAGUAAGUGUGCAGAGAUGCCAACAUUGUACAGUUAGUGCUCAGUAUAGCAUUUGAUAAAAGGGUAGCCAUAAAAACCAAAAUACAGUCAUUUUUAAU